Molecule: messenger RNA, 9735 nt
Organism: Zea mays
Lineage: Eukaryota; Viridiplantae; Streptophyta; Magnoliopsida; Poales; Poaceae
Source: RefSeq, a predicted model, not a curated record
UGCGCCCAACAACCCCAAUUGGGCCGGCCGGGCUGCAUCUCGUUCCACCGCCCAGCAACCCCUUCCGCUGCAUUAUUCCACGUGCGUUCUGCCGGUCUCUCUCGCCGCUGUCUCGCUCUCCGGCGACUGGUGGGCCGCCGCCGCCGCCGCCCCGCCAGGUGCGGAGGUUUUCGUUGGUCCUUCGCCAGCGACGAGCACCCACCAGGCUUGUUGUAUAUGUGCUGCAAUGGCGUCUCUGGGGCGAAGAGCCGGGAGCUACAUCUGCUCGGAGCUGUGUGGCACAACUCUGAACCAGAGACGCUACUCCACUUCGAGGGUGGAUUGGAAGCAGCUGCGGCCAAUGAUCCUUAAGAGGAUUAAGAACCGGACAAAGGAAUACCCAAUCAAGAGCAUGAUCCCAGUCGCGGAGGAGGUGGUCAGGGCUAGGGAGAUUGUCAAUGAGGGCGUCUCCAGACUGCUCAAGGUUUUGUCAUGAAGUUCACAUUGGAACCACGGGUCAUCAGAUGAAAACAUGCUAUGGUUUCAAGCGUAUGAUCAAGGACAGACCACAUGAAUGGGAACCGGGCAACUUGAAUGACAUCCUUGUUCCUGUUCAGGCUUUCCACCAGAAAAAUAUGUUUGAGCAUGAGAUAAAACAUGACCAGCGGUUCGACUUCACUCGCGUCCCAGCUGUACUUGAGCUGUGCCAUCACGCAGGUGCAGACAUACCUGAUGAGAUUCUAUACAGAAGUGGACAAAUGUCUACUACACUCAAAACCAACAAUCAGCAAUCUGCUCCAAUCUUGCCAGAUGAACUCAGAUAUAUCGGUCAGAAAACACUGGAUGCAUGGGAAAACCUGAGAUUAGGUGCCACAAAACUUCUCUUGGUGUACCCAUCCAAAGUUUGUAAGCAUUGCUCUGAAGUGCAUAUCGGGCAAUCAGGGCACAAGGCCAGAAUGUGUGGAGUAUUCAAGUUUGAGGGCUGGAAAGGGAUGCACAAGUGGAACAAGGCUGGAGUGGAUGACCUAGUUCCUCAGAACAUUGUGUGGCAUCGGCGGCCUCAUGAUCCACCCGUCCUUGUGGACGGUGGGAGGGAUUAUUAUGGCCAUGCGCCUGCUGUCGUUGAGCUCUGCAUGCAAGUGGGUGCAAUAGUACCCCCGAAAUACCAUUGCAUGAUGAAGACACACGGCUUAGCACCACCUGUUGGAUGAGACCACAUACCAUAAGUCGACUGCCUGUAUAGAUCAGAGACCAAAAUAAUUUGCUUAAGGAUCCAAAAGACUCUUCUGGAAGAAGCCAUCUAUUAACUGUAAUGGCUAGCUAAGGAGAUACGCUGUUUUGAAGAUUAUUAGUGUUAUUAGAAUCCAGAAGGUGAGAUUGAAAAGAAAAGAUUUUCUGAAGACUAGUAGCGGUUGAAGGCCCUCAGACAGUAGGGGAAAUUUUGCAUUGUAAAAGAUUAUAACAGCUUUACUUCAUUGGCAUUCAUUUAUUCAACGUUGUCCUUACAUUUUCCCCCGCACUUGGAUUUUAACCGUACGGGCAGUUUUGUUGAGCUGCCAAAAGUCGAGCAUUCUUUCUUAAAGCUGUAAUUUGUACACAGAAAUAGGAAACUCCCAGCAAGGAAGCCGCCCCAGGGAUCCUGUGGAGAGAGUUAGCAUGGUGGCGGCCUCGUCGGCCCCUAGCUCAGGUCUUCCUGCUUCUCGCUCCUUCCUCCCCCGGUCUUUUCGUUUUUCAGUCAUGGACUUCUCUCUUCUGGACUUUCGGCCAGGCCUGGCCUUCGCGGACUCCCUCUGGGAUGUCCUGGCAGCUCCAGUUUGUCCUGCCCGCCCAUAUCUGCGGUCGUCCUUCUGGUUGGUGGUCUCCUUUAGUAGAUGCAUCUUCAAGUUGAAUUCGGUCUCGGGUGGUCAUCUUCUUCAGGCUGCUCUUGAUGGGUUCGCCGCGGGCUUUGAGGUGCUUCAGCUGGCUGACCGGGUUUUUCGGUUUUCGGUUUCUUCGAUGGCGGUGGGUUUUCAUAUUUACAACUCUGGUUCCAUUGAGCGUAAGGAGUUCAGGGCCUUCUUCAACCUUUGGAAUCGUGGUGGACCUAAUUGGAAGCAUGAAUUCAGGCUUUUUCGGAUGAGGAAGCUGCUUCCUGGUUGAAGGUCCAGGGCAGGAAGAAUCCUUCAUAUGCGGAUAUUGUUAAGCUCCCUCUCACCGGUGCCAAUGUUGUUCCGAUUCGCAACUCUAUCAGGUCUCCUGGUGGUGCUCAGCGUGUGGCUCGGGCUGGAUCUUCGGUUUUCAAUCGUUUGGGCCCUCCUUUCCUUAAUCAGGCUCAGGCUCGUAGUAACUGGUGGCCUCGUGCUGGGCCUCGGCCUCGCCCCAGAGUUUCCGUGUUCAACCGUUUAAACUUUCCGGCUUCGGGAUCGUGUCCUUCUUCCUCUAUGGGGAGGAUUGGAUCUCCUCGGUUCUUGGACCCUAAUUCUUCUGGUGUUGCUCUUGGAGGCGGAAUUCCUAACCGUUCUAAAUUUCAAAUUUCGAACUCCAGCUGGUCUCGCCCCCGCAACCUCCAAUGGCGCCCCGUGCGUGCUCGCGGGCCUGUUGGGCUGCCAGGCCCGCCGACCUUAAGCUGUCAUUUCUGUAAGGGCCGGGGACACUUGGAUUUUUUUUGUCCCAGCAAGUAUACUUCCUUCGGUUCUUCUCUGACUUCGUUCCCUGCCUUUGGGAGUCGGGCCUUCUUGGUGGGAAACCAAAAUUCUCCUGAUCACAGUACCUGGUUUCGCACACCGGUUGCGUCUCUGAUCAGUGGACCGCCCAUAUUCAGUUGCUUCGAGGAGUUCGCCCGGGAGGUAUUAAAAAAUUUUGAAUCGACACCCCUUCAGUCCCUGACGCUUUCUUUGGGCGUCACCUCACCAAAACCCCAACCUGCUCCGUCUUCGUCUGCUAGCUGGCGAUCCUCGGUUCCUGCUCCGAUGGCGUUUAGGCGCGUUGAUCCUGAACCCUGUCUCCCGCCGGGCUUCAGCGCUUCGGUGGUCCUUCACCGGGAGAUUAUGGCCAGGUCAGUUACUCGGUGCCUCCCGCCAUUGCUUGAGGACUGGGCUAUUAUCAGCAUUCAACCUUUACCUGACCAUGAGAUUACUUUCUCGGCGGUGAGGGAUGUGGUUAGAGAAUACCUUGUGGAGCACAGACGGCUUGGGGUGCGAGAUAUCCAGCGGUCGCACCUGGGUCAGGUUUUGGUUCAGUUUAGCAGCGUUCUUGAAAGAGACAAUCUUGUUCUGCUCGGCCCGCAACAGUACCUCGAUGCUUCCUUCACUGCUCAGCGACAUAAUGAUGCUUGGAAUCAUAGAGCCCUUUACUUUAAUCGGGAAUGCUGGCUUAUGUUGUUGGGAUUCCCUCUGGAUUAUCGUUCAUCAGAAUACUUGCAGGCGGCUAUUGGCUCUUUUGGCAGAUUGAUCUUGUGGGAAGAGGACAGACGCAAUGUUUACAGGACUCUGCUCAGGGUGCGGGUCACGUCUCUGGAGGAGGUCCCGCAGUUCAUUGUUUUUUCAGAAGCUGAUGGCUUUAUUGGUGACUCGUGGACGGUGCAGUGUGAGAUCAUCCAACAAACUUUGCUGGGGGUCAGCCUCAAGAUAAGGACCCGGUGCCAGUGGUCCCGGAGGAUGGUCAGCAGCUCCCUUUUGAGUUUUUUUGGUUUGGGUCAACUUGUGCCGGCGGUGGGCUGGGAUCUUAUUUUCCCGCCAGAAGACAAUUUCCAAGCUCAGCCAGCAGACAACAUUCAAGGAGAUUGGGACCAAUGGAUUGUUAAUGUUCCACCUGUUCAGCAGCCUCAUCUGGACCUGCCACCUGACGAGCAACAAAUCAGCAACCCCUAUUCGGACCUGUCCUCAGAUAGUUCUUCUGGUCACAUUCAUGGUGCCUUGCUUCAGAAUGGGCAGAUCCCUGAGGAUCUGGUGGCUGUGGGGCCGGUGCCCAACUUUAAUGCCCCUGCCCCCCUUGCCUUGGGUGACCUCCCUAUGAUUGGGCCCCAGGAGGUUGACGGCCCACCAAUUCAGGGUGUUCUUCAUGUGCCUGGGGAUAUUGUUAUUCCUGAUGCCCAGCCGGCGGAACCUAACGUUAAUGGACACAACAACGUGAGGUUGAACUUUAUGUUUUCGCAAGACUGGCAACCGGAUCCUGUUUUGCUGAGUCACUUGGAAAGGAAAAGGAAUGCCCAGUUCUUUAGGAUCUGGGCUAACUAUUUGGCCCAGGCUGAUAGCUCGGUGACCUCGGUGCAGGUUCCCAAGAAAUGGGCGUCCUUUUUCUUAUCCAACUUGAUGCAAGAAGAUUCCUUUAGUUGGUCAAAAACUUUCCUGUCUUCAUAUAUUCCUUCCGCUCUGUUGGAGCCAGAGACUGAGACACAUCCUUUUGUCAUCCCCAGGAAGUGUCCUGAUGACAAGUUUCUUGAUUCGGUCCUUUCUGAGGAAUCUGCUGACGACACUUCUGUUCCCUCGGACCUGGCCUCCUCCACACCAAAAUUUGUUGUAGUGGAAUCUGACCUGAGGAGAAGCAAGAGGCUCCGUGACGCCCGGGCUGGAUUCAGGCAGGGCUCCUGCCAAAAGAAGAACUGUUUGAUGUGUCAGCACAAGUUUGAGGGUCCCCCCUCUCUUUCAGCUAAAACUAUCAGGCGCUUAGGUGAGCGCUUUUGCAAUCUAUCAGAAGAGGAGUUGGCUGACAAAGCCCUGAAGAAAAAGAAGAACCCGCCUGGCUGUGUUGGCUCCAACAAGUCAGGGAAAAAAGAUAAGGGGGAUAAGAAACAAGACUCUUCAGAUGAUGACAACUGAUAUGUUGAUACUGCUUCGGGUGGGAUUAUUUUGCAGGUCUCAAUUUCGCCAGGCUUUUUGGCUGUCUCGGCCCUGGCGUCUCUGUCUGCUUUUUGUGUACAAGAACUUGGUGGUUUCUGGUAGUGCUUUGUUUCGUUUUAGCAUAUUCACUUUUGCCCUCCCAGUAAUUGGGUUUGGGUCCCUUCCCAUCAACGAACUUGAUCCUUUUGAUGAAUAGUCACAAUGCUAUUAAUUUUUCCGACUGGUCCGUUUUAAGUUUUAAUGUCCGAGGUAUUAACGCGGUGGCUAAGGGGAAUGAUAUUCAUUGUGUGAUUAGGGAAUCUAAUUGCGACAUCAUCUGCUUGCAGGAGACGAAGAAGGAAUUUUUUGACCGGGCUGACCUAAGAAGGUUCUGUCCCAAUUCUUUUGAUGAGUUUGCUUUUGUCCCUUCGAUAGGAAAUUCGGGGGGUUUCAUUACUGUCUGGAAUAGUUCGAAGUUGGUUGGCAGUGCUAUCUUCCAGAACGAGUAUGCUCUCUCGGUUGAAUUUUCUGCUAUUUCGUCGGAUGAAUCUUGGAUUAUCACCAACGUUUACGCGCCAUGUUCCCCGAAUGGGAAGAUUGAAUUCCUUCACUGGUUCUCCAAUAUUAAUAUGCCCUCGGAAAAGCGCUGGUUGAUUGUUGGGGACUUUAAUCUUACGCGUAGGCCUGAAAAUAGAAAUAUCGCUGGGGGGACAUUAAUUUGAUGCUGAAAUUUAACGAGGCAAUCAGCCAGCUCGACCUGUUGUAAAUUCCUCUCCAUGGCCUCUCCUUUACUUGGUCGAACAAACAAAGGGAGCCCCUUCUUCAGAGACUCGAUUGGUUUUUCAUGUCGCAAGAAUGGUCGGUGUGUUACCCUGACACUCUCGCAACAACGCUGCCCAGGGAUAUUUCUGAUCAUGUGCCUUGCCUGAUUUCUUUCAAGUCAAAGGUCCCCAAACCCAAGAUCUUUAGAUUUGAAAAUUUCUGGUUGCAAUUUGAUGAGUUUAUGACAGUUUUUCAAAAUUCGUGGACUGGUCUGCCAAGCCUUUUGGACAAAGCGAAUAAUUUAACAGCAAAAUUCAAGUUCACCAGAAAGAUCCUAAAAGAGUGGCAGCGAUCACUGCCAAAAAUUGACAAAACUGUGAGACAAAUUAAGUUGAUUAUUGAAUUCAUUGAUAUUAUUGAAGAGCACCGUGACCUUUUGAUUGAAGAAUGGAAUUUUCGUGAGUUAUUGCAACACAAGGCUGCUGAGUUGCUUCAGUUUCAAAAAAAUUAUUGGAAGCAACGGGCUUCCAUCAAAUGGGUCACUGAUGGAGAUAUCUGCUCCAGAUUUUUUCAUGCUCAUGCAACGGUAAAGCAUGGCCGCAAUACAAUUGCAUUGCUCUCGGAUGACAGUGGCUCAAUCUUUUCAGAGCAUGAUCUUAAAGCUAACCUGCUUUGGAAUGUUUUCAAAUGUCGCUUGGGAUCCUCUGAUUUUUCGGAAAAUGUCUUUGAUCUCCCUAGCUUGCUGCUCUUCCACAGUGACUUGCAUUGGUUAGAUGAGCCUUUUUCAAAGCAAGAAAUUGAUAGUAUUGUUGUGGUCCUUCCUUCUGACAAAUCCCCGGGACCUGAUGGGUUUAAUACCAACUUUAUCAAAAAAUGUUGGCCGAUUAUUUCUCAGGACUUCUAUGACUUAUGUGAUCAAUUUUACCACGGGGAUGUUUGUCUUCGAAGCAUCAAUGGUUCUUAUAUUGUCCUGAUCCCGAAGAAGGAUAAUGCUAGUUUAGUGGGUGAUUUCCGACCAAUUUCGCUUCUGAAUAAUAGUAUGAAAAUCAUCACUAAGCUGUUGGCCAAUCGGUUACAGACAGUGAUGACUUCCCUUGUUCACAAAAAUCAAUAUGGCUUCAUCAAAGAAAGAACCAUUCAGGACUGCUUGGCCUGGGCAUUUGAAUAUAUUCAUCUUUGUCAUAUUUCAAAAAAAGAGAUUAUUGUGCUCAAAUUGGAUUUUGAAAAGGCCUUUGAUUCUCUUGAGCAUGAGUUGAUUCUUCAGGUGAUGUUGCAUAGAGGCUUUGGGCCCAGAUGGAUGAGCUGGAUUAGGGAUAUUCUUCGGUCUGGCACGUCCUCAGUCCUCCUUAAUGGUGUACCAGGGAAAACCUUUCAUUGCAAGCGCGGGGUUAGGCAGGGAGAUCCCCUCUCGCCUCUUCUUUUUGUUCUCGCGGCGGAUCUGUUACAGAGCAUCAUCAAUAAAGCGCGGCAGCAAGACCUGCUCAAGUUACCCCUGGUCGCGAACUGUGGUCAAGAUUUUCCGAUAGUUCAAUAUGUGGAUGACACAUUGUUGAUAUUGGAAGCUUGCCCUAGACAUCUAUUUUUUCUCAGAGCUGUUCUGAACUCUUUUGCAACUUCGACGGGGCUAAAGGUGAACUACAAUAAAUCAAGUAUGUACCCCAUCAAUGUCUGUCCCACUAAAAUGGAGAUUCUAGCCGGAACCCUCAACUGUCAGAUAGGUUCAAUGCCCUUUACCUACCUUGGUGUUCCGCUUGGUCUGUCAAAGCCUAAAAUUUGCCACUUUUUACCGCUCAUUCAUAGGAUUGAGAAGAGAUUGUCAUGCACCUCUGCUCUCCUUUCCCAGGCUGGCAGGCUAGAGCUUGUUAACUCGGUGUUCUCAGCUCUCCCGACCUUUUUGAUGUGCACCCUGAAAAUUCCGGUUACCACGGCCAAGAAGAUUGAUUCUUAUCGGAAACAUUGUCUUUGGAGAGGAAAUGACGUCAAUUCGAAGAAACCUGCUCUGGCUGCUUGGAGUAUGAUUACACAGACUAAAAAAUGGGGGCCUAAGAGUGGUAAGAUUAGAGACACACAAUAAAGCACCGCUUCUGAAGUUUUUGCACAAGUUCUUCAACAAUCAUGAUAUUCCCUGGGUAAACCUGGUUUUGAGCAACUAUUACAGGACAGACAGGCUCCCUGGCUGCUCAAAAAUUGGCUCCUUUUGGUGGAAAAGUUUGCUUAGUCUUGUCCAAGAUUACAAGGGACUGGCUGCCCCAACUAUUGGGGAUGGAAGAACCAUUCUUUUCUGGAAAGAUAUGUGGAAUAGGGGUACCCCGGCUCAUCAAUAUCCUGAAUUAUUUUCCUUCGCUUGUAACAGCAAACUUACCGUCAAAGAAGCUAUCCAAAAGGAACACCUUAUUGAAAUUUUUCAGCUUCCUCUGUCGGUGCAAGCCUAUGAACAAUUUCUUGACUUAAACGCAACUUGGGGGCAAAUCAUGGUGACCAACACAAAAGAUGCUUGGAAACUCAUUUGGGGAGCUGAUAAUUUCUCUACAAAGAAAACUUAUAGACAUUUGAUGGGUCAGGCUCAAGUUCAUCAGAUCUUCAGAUCGCUUUGGAAAAAUAAGUGUCAACCAAAACAUAAGGUUUUUUUGGCUUUGGUUAAAGAACAGACUCAAUACAAGGGAUAUGCUGAGAAGGAAAAACAUGAAUCUUGAGUCUUACACUUGUGAAAAUUGCAUCUGGCAAAAGGAGGAAACCCUUUAUCAUCUUUUCCUCAAAUGUAAUUUCGCGAAGGCUUGCUGGAAUUCUAUUGGUCUGACGCCCCCAAGAAUUACUAAUCCUGUGGACGCUGCAUUAAAUCUAAUGCAGCAGCUCAAUGUUUCCUUCUCUAUGGAAAUUGUCAUUCUCAUGACUUGGAGCAUUUGGAAGUGUCGUAAUGCCUUGCUUUUACAGGAUAAGGACCCAACAGUGCAGCAUUGUAAAAAUGAGUUCGCAAAGGAAUUACAUCUGGUCACGCUUAGAGCUAAAGGAAGAUUCGAUUCGACAAUACCUGAAUGGCUUCAGCAUUGGCAGUAGACCCCAUCAAUUUUACCCUUUUGUAAUUUUGUAAUCUACUUUCCUGUAUGCUUCUAACUCUCGUUCUAAAAUUUUAAUAAAAAUUCAGUAGGGGCUUGCCCCUCCUGUCCUAUCAAAAAAAAUUUGUACACAGAUUUUUACUUGUGUUCGAUUUUGUGUGUUGUAUAAAGUGUUAACCUAAACAUUUAAAUAGACUAAACGUCAUUUAAACCUUUGAACGGACUAAACGAUCAUCUAUUGUUUAGCUAUUUAUUUGGGCUAAAUGACUAUUUAAACGGACUGAAUGAUGGUUAGAUGGGAUAAACCGUUGAUCAAACGGACACAUUAAAAGAGUGAACGCUCAAAUAAAUAGCUAGACAGCGUUCAUGUACACAGGCUGUAUUGUUUGCCGGCCAUGCGUUGAAAUCUAAAUAAAAGAGAAAAUGAGGUAGUUGAAGUUAGUUAGAAUGAAUAGAAUCUUUUAAUUAUGUGUAGAGUGGAAGAUAGAGAAUUUUUAGGGAGAACUGUUGCAAUUGAAUAUAAGAGAAUGAAUCUUGGUGACGUGGUUGCAUAUAUGUGGAAAAUUUAGAGGACACUGCGAAGAUAGCUUAAACAAAAGUGUAUGUGAACAGUGGGUGGAUGUCGAUGAUUGAGUUACAACGGCGGACACUUUUUGUCCAAAGUUGAAUGGUUCUCAUCUAUUUUCAAGAUGUGUUUCUGCUCUGGACCAAUCCUGGUCGAGCCCAGCAUCAACAACUGCAAAGUAAAGGGAGGUCUCGAAGUGAAACUUUUUUGUUAUUUUCUUUGUUGAAUCGUAUCACCGGAUUAUACCACUCUAACGUGUUGUUUGGUUGGUCCAUUUUACUAUAUAAACCAUUAACAGGGGUAUCAAUAACGGUAGAUUAUAUUUGUUUUAGGUUUACUAUAGUCGAAUCACGAUGGGAUUUGUUACCGGCAUAUGUAAAUUUGAUACCGCUACCCAGCUCUCUCCACUAACUCCACCGGUGGAACCUGACAACCAAACAAAGCCCUUGCUCCAUGGGUUAUACCGCCAUGAUUCGAUUCUAUUUUCAUUCCCGUUCCCAGUGGUCCAACUAAACACUGCCUAAAUUUGUGCUGAGAUUGAAAGUAAACGGUUUUAUAGCUGAGAGCUGAAACGUUAUGA